Molecule: messenger RNA, 3850 nt
Organism: Salvelinus sp. IW2-2015
Lineage: Eukaryota; Metazoa; Chordata; Actinopteri; Salmoniformes; Salmonidae
Gene: rasal3
Product: RAS protein activator like 3
Biological process (GO): regulation of GTPase activity
Source: RefSeq, a predicted model, not a curated record
GGGGUUCCUGGAACUGUGAUCAAUACCUUGCUUUCUCUAAUAGCUUUCCUAAMGUCAUCAUCAGAGACACAAAGGAGACACAACAGUGAAGUCCACUUUCUCAUCAAAAUGKCUGAUCCUUAGAAAUACAGACAGAGCAAGACUGAGUCAGGGAUGGCUUUGCAAGGAGAACAUCCAAUCGGCAGCAUCACAACCACUAGAGAGUCUAGCAGAGUAACGGUAGAGCAGGCACAGAGGAAAUAGCUGACGUGAUUAUGCUUGCGAGUGGCUUUCAAAUUGUUUCCUCAAAAUUUCGGGGGUAGAUACCAUCGCAUCUGUGUGUUCCAGAAGACCAGUCAGGGCUGGUUGAGAAGAAGCAGUGUUURUAGCGUGGCUUCUCUCAUUCAUGUUACUUUUAUUAGUAUUAGCUUGUGGACUUAGUCCGGCUAUAGAAUAUUAGAUAUUGAUUAGUUCUAUGUGAUGCCUACAUUGGCAAGGCCCAUUUUGGUGAAGAGAGGAGAACCAUGAGAGGUGAAACAGUGUUCACUUCUUACGUGUGAUUAGGAGAAGCGGGUCCGACAGAUCUCUCUCUCGCUCUCUCAAUGAUGGGAUUUAGACGCUGGAUUGCAUGUGGAGGCGCAUUGGAAUGCAGCCCCGACCACAUGGCCCCCACAGGAGGCCCCAGACCGAAGGGCCAAGAUGGAGGAGUGAGGGGGCUGAUCAAGCGGCGUUUCUAUGGUGGGGCCAUGCGAAAGAGCAAUACCCAGUUAAACACCAUUGGGUUGAACAAAGGGAGCAGGCUCCAUGGCUCACGGGAGUCCGUGUCCAUCCCAGUCAGCGCUGCAGGAAACCUGGAUCUGAGUGCAGACACCAGUACGGUCAUCAGGCCUGUACACAGCUCCAUCCUGGGGGAGAAGUACUGUUUUGAGGUGAUAAACUCAGAGAACAACCACUGUUUUGGGUGCACCUCCGCUGCUGAGCGAGACCGCUGGAUAGAGGACCUGAGACGGGCUGCUCAGCCCAAUAAGGACAACUGUGAGCGGACAGAGAACUCCCUCAGUCUGUGGGURAACGAGGCCAAGGACUUGCUCCCCAAGAGGCGAUACUACUGCGAGCUGCACCUGGACGGCACCCUGUUUGCCCGCACCAGCAGCCGAGCCGUGGGCAAGUCUUCCCAUCACUCCAGCUUGGUUGGUGAUGGAUCCUCUGGUGGGGUGCUCGGGGGCAGCGGYGGUGUGGUCGGAGGCUGCCAGCUGUUCUGGGGAGAGUUUUUUGAGCUGGACAACUUGCCGUCGGUCUCCCAGAUCACCCURCACCUCUUCCGCGACGAGGAACCCAAGAAGAAGCGUCACUCCCGGGACGAGUCCACCCUGCAUCCCCUUGGCAGUGUGGCCAUAUCCCUGGCCGACAUCCGUGGAAGGGCCUUCCAGGAGAAAUGGCACCCGAUCAUUCCUUACAAGGCGUCUGGUGCCGGCGGGACGAAGGAGCAACUGGGGCCCCAAGCGUCGCUCCGUGUCAAGGCSCGCUUUCAGAACCUGCAGGUGCUGCCCAUCGAGAGGUAUAAGGAGUUUGCAGAGUUUGUGACAGUAGACUAUGUGGGCAUGUGUAGGAACCUGCAGCCACUGCUGUCUGUCAGGGAGAAGGAGGAACUGGCCGGGGCACUGGUCCACGUCUUGCAAAGCAUUGGCAAGGCCAAGGAGUUCCUUAUCGAGUUGGGUAGUGAAGAGGUGGAACGCCUUGGGGAGAAAGAGGCAUUGAUCUUCAGGGAGAACACGCUGGCCACCAAGGCCAUUGAUGAGUACAUGAAGCUGGUGGGSCAGAAGUACCUCAUCGACACCCUGGGGGACUUCAUCACUCGACUGUAUGCCUCAGUAGAGAGCUGUGAAGUGGACCCUCUCAAAUGCCCCGCCUCUGAGCUGUCAAACAACCAGCGGCACCUGAAGGAGAGCUGUGAGGAGGCAGUGCAGAAAAUCACUGAGAUGCACGGGUCUUUCCCUGAAGAGCUUAACAGGAUCUUCUCCAGCUGGGUGAAGCUGUGCGAGGAGCAGGAACGACCUGAAAUCGGCCAGCGCCUCAUCUCUGCCUCGCUAUUYCUCCGUUUUCUGUGUCCCGCCAUCCUCAGCCCCUCCCUGUUUGGUCUGACACAGCCCUAYCCAGAGCCGGCCACCCUGCGCACCCUCACCUUCACCGCCAAGGUCAUCCAGAACCUGGCCAACUUUACCCUGUUUGGGGAGAAGGAGGAGUACAUGCUGUUCAUGAAUGACUUCCUGCAGCAGCACUGGGAGAGGAUGAGGUGCUUCCUUCAGACAGUGUCCAGCCCAGACAUAGAGAUCCCAAUGACAUCCUUCGAUGGCUAUGUUGACUUGCCUCUGCGUCUGGCUGUCCUACACAGCCUGCUGGUCGACAUAGUUUCCCCAAUGAAGCAGGACACCAUAGACAAACUGCACCCUCUGCCUUCAAUCCUGAACCAGAUUACAGAAUCUCUGGGCCCAGACGCUCUACGGAUUACUGUUAGCAGCAACAUUGGUCAAUCCAAGCCAACCUAUGUGCCCCCUAAAGACCUGGGUAAGUACAGCCCUCUGCACAACUCCCUGCAGCAGCUGCCUAUGGAUGUGAAGGGCAGCCAGCGGAAAGAAAGCUUUCAGAGGGGCAAUCGAGACAGGAGGAGUGCCAGAGAGAGGAAGCCAGUAUCCAGAACCCAGAGUGCGCCGCACAGACCGCUGGCAGACCCUAAACAGCUACGGAGGAGACAGAGCAGCACUGAAAAUCUGCCGCUGGAGGACCAAGAGGCAGAGCGGGAAGCCAACCCGCCACUUGAUAUCUCAUCACCACAGAACAGUGUCGGUGUAAAGUCUCCUCCUGCCCCAGUGCCUUGGAUCAAAGUGUCCCAGAGCAAGGAGCCAUACGAGAGGAAGAUAGAGAAUGAAGAGAUCAACSUACUGGACMGGCAUGCACAGGAGCUGUCGGAGCUCCGCCUGGGGGUGGAGCAGGUGACAGAGCGKGAGUUGGAAAUGGCCAAGCGGCUGGAGGACGUCAUUGUCCAAAGCCAAGAUCAGAAUGCAGUCUUGYUGGCUGAGGUUAACGAACUGCGGAAUCUUCUGGCUGUCCGUGAGGAACAGCUCGCCAGCGCCACUUUCAGGCUGGGGGUUAUCGAGGAGGAGAGGGAGGAGGAUGAGAGGAAGCURAACGUCGCCGUGGCAGCAGCUGAGCGAAUGAACGUACUGGAGGAGCAGUUUGCAGACCUGCUGAAGGACAGGCACCAGCUCAGUGGAGACUACACCGGUGACCAGAACAACACACAGUACCCUGGGAUCGGGGCCAAUCAUGUCAACAGCAACUGAAGUCAGACUGGCAGCACAGAGUUGUAAUAUAGACACGUGUAGUUUAGUCCCCAUAGCUUUCAUGUUCUUCCAAAUACAAAAACACCCMGAAUAAUGUCAUUAUGCCUGACGGUUGGCUUACUUUCAGAAAUACAGUAAAUGUAUACAUGAAUCUUAAACGGUGUCCAAUUGCAAAAACAGAAAUGAACUAAAMAGUCACAGGUAUGCUAAGCCUGUUUAACAUAGCACUUACUGUGUACACUGUACUUGAAAUAUUUGUGGAAUAUUAGUUGAUUUGACAGAAAGACGGAUCUAAUGUGAGUGUAGAAACCUAAACAUCAAUAAUAGCCUACGGUAAGAACAAUUUCCCUCUCUGCAGUUUAACCAAAUGAAUGUAAGGAUACCACACCUUGAUAUGUAAUUAAAUACAUCUUUGCCCUCUUGAUUCACCACUUCUCAGAAUGUUGUCCAUUUUCCAUCCGUUCUGAAUGCAGAUACAAUUUCUGUUAACUUAAUUUAAUAAAUAAAACUCAAAUAAGCAAUGUACCGUU